Messenger RNA from Peniophora sp. CBMAI 1063, 1422 nucleotides. The record is from the annotation of a GenBank genome assembly. NCBI's taxonomy places the organism in Eukaryota, Fungi, Basidiomycota, Agaricomycetes, Russulales, Peniophoraceae.
AUGUCCUCCAUCGACAAAGAAGAGUUUGAGGUGUCCGAGAAAGCUGGCGACUUGCGCUACAUCCCAGGCUCCGAGGCAGAGAAGCGCCUCGUUCGCAAGCUUGACCUUCGCAUCAUUCCAGCCAUAUGGCUGCUCUAUGUAGCGUCCUAUUUGGAUAGGGCGAACAUAGGCAAUGCGGAGGCUGGGGGCAUGCAGGCGUCCUUGCACAUCACGGACUCCCAGUACUCCAUCAUCCUUCUCGUGUUCUUUAUCUCGUACAUCAUCUUCGAGGUGCCGGCGAACAUGCUCAUGAGCCGCAUCAGGAGACCGUCCCUUUACCUGUCUGGACUGUGCGUGGUUUGGGGUGGCGUGGCGGCCUGCAUGUCCGCAGCAAAGAGCUACCAGUCCCUGGCAGGCAUUCGAUUUUGUCUCGGAAUUGUGGAGGCUGGAUUUGCGCCUGGCGUUGCCUUCUACCUCUCGUCAUGGUACAAGCGUCGCGAGCUUGCGACACGAUACUCGAUGUUCUACACGGCAACUGCUGUCUCCGGCGCCUUUUCUGGUCUUCUUGCCGGUGUUAUUACGAAGUACCUUAAUCCCGCAAGAGGUCUCGAAGGAUGGCAAUGGUUGCUGCUCAUCGAAGGCGUAGGCGCAUCUUUCGUCGGUCUCCUGACGUGGUACAUCCUUCCUGACUGGCCCUCCACUACAUCUUGGCUUACGCCCGAAGAGCGCUUUAUCGCCACUCAGCGCCUGGAACUCGACGGAAUCGGUGGGACCAUGGGUUCUACUGAGAAACCCUCACACGGCACCGCGUUCAAGAUGGUCAUGUCUGACUGGCGCACGUACAUCCUUAUCGUGAUGUUCAUGCUUGCCACCGGCUCCCAGACGAUCCAGUACUUCGUACCGGCGCUCGUCGGCCAGCUGGGAUACACUGAUUGGAUGAAGCAGUACAUGACGAUCCCCGUCUACGCGGUGGCAUUUGUCUUCAUCCUCUUCUUUUGCCAUUUGUCGGAUCGCCGCGAGGAUCGCGCGACAUGGAUUACGUGCACCGCUGGCAUCGCAACAGUUUCAUUCAUCAUCACGGUCGCCGUGAAUAACAACAAGGUCAAAUAUGCCUUUCUCUGUUUCGCCGUCGGCGGUGUGUAUGCUGCAUGCCCGCUGACUCUUCUGUGGGUAUCCGGACUGGUCGCACACCCCGCGGAGAAGCGUGCAGUUGCAAUUGCAAUCGUCAACUCGUGUGGGAAUAGCGCCUCGAUCUACGGCUCUUUCUUGUGGCCAUCGACCACUGCGCCACGCUACGUCCAGGGUUUCGCCACAACGACGGUCUUCGUCGCGCUCCUUGCUAUCCUGUCCGAAGUCAACCGCUGGCUCAACAAGCGCUUCCCGCCGGCGGUUCUUGAGAAUUCUUCAGAGGUGAACGAGAAGGAAGAUAUGAUCUCUGUCUGA